ACGCGAUUCGAACACGUAACCUCUCAGACCGGCCCAGAUCUCGAAGCACUAGGUCACGGCACCCUGAUAGAUCUCCAGUGUUUGCUCAAUCGGGCACGUGCAUGUGCUGGAGAGUCACAUUCAUGCGCGUGGAGGCGUCACACACCAUCCAAGAGCUCUUAGAGUCAAAGUCGAAGUAUCUUCCGGGAAUCCGCGGAUUAUAUCGAGACACAUUUAAGGUGGUUUCGAGAUGGAGGAAACCCCAGCCAAUGAGAAAUCUUGUCAGACGGAUGAGCUCACAGGUGAGGCCGCUGUGCCCGGGCCUGACCAUGCGAGCAAGACGCCAGUCUAUUCUACAGAGCCUGGAGAUCCUCCUCUGCUGCAAACGCCGCUGCUCACAUCCAAAUCUGGCAUCCAUCAGAUCAUUGAAUGUUUCCGCACAGGUACUGCACAGCUGAAACACAUUCUCCUCAAGGAGGUGGACACCAUCUUCGAAUGUAAACUCUGCCGCAGUCUCUUCCGUGGCCUUCCCAAUUUAAUCAAACACAAGGAGAUUUACUGUUUCACUCGAUUGCCUGAAAGUGAUGGUGCUUCCGGAGAUGGCAAGAAGAGCAUGAAAGAACUUCUUGAAGCCAUCUAUCCCCGCCCUGAUAAAGAUGAAUACAUACUGAAACUGGAGCCCAUUGCGGGCAACCAGAAUGCUGUGUACCAGUACCUGUCCAAAGACGACGACCUGCCACCUUCAUCUCGGACUACCAACCACGUGACCACAGAGAGCUGGAGACAGCACCGCUCCAACAGCCAGGAACCGGAAGAGGUCCAGAUGGAAGAUGAGGAGAACAACUGUAUGGAUGAGGAAGAUGAGCAAGAGAACAUGGACAAUGGAGAAGACGAUGCAGAAGAAAUCAAGGGGCAUCAGGAUAGUGAAGAACCUGAGGAGCCAACAGAAGAAGCAGGUGACAAAGUUGCCUCUUACAAAUGCCUUCUCUGCAACCGGACGUACAGGGUUCAAGGUCACCUUAGGAGGCAUCUUCUGACUGUUCACAAGAUUGCAUCCUCCGGUUCCACAACCAACUGCACUGACUCCAAGAAAAUGCCCAACGGUAAAGUUCCAGACAAUCCCAACACUAGUCCCAGCUCUUCCUCUAACUCCCAGAGUCCCAAAGAGGACAAGGUCCAAUCCAAGGCUGCAUUCUCCAUCGGCUUUGACUUUAAGGCACGCUUCUGCAAGCUCUGCAGGCGGACCUUCAGCUCCGUGCAGAACUUGGAGAAACACAUUGAGUUGCACACAGACAACGGCACGGACUUCUUUGUCAAGUUUUACUGCUGCCCGCUUUGCCGCUACAAGACGCGGCGCAAGAGAGACGUGCUACGCCAUCUCUCGGAGUUCCACAAGAAAAAGUCCUCCUACCUGAGCAGGAUCUCCCAGUCGCUGGAAAGCUAUGCCAUCAAGAAGCCAGCAGAGGUUGUGUUGAACAAAGAAGAGGCGAAAGAUCAAGGUCGACAAGAAGAAAUGAAAGUCCACCACAACCACACUUCACCAUAUGUGACACGCAGGAACUUGCCUCUAAAGGCUCCUGGCAUAAAGGGCAAAAAGACCUCGAAGACUGGCAGUAAGGAGCGCCACAACGUGGAAGUGACCCAUAACAAAAAAUCAAAGCCUAGUAGCCCAAAAGGGAGUGCUAUCAAGAAAUCUCUGCACGUGUGCAACAUCUGUGGGCAGAGCUUUAAAAAGACAAGGUACUUGGGGUUGCACAAGAGAAGCCACCUGAGAUCUGCAACCAGGAGCGCAGGUGUCCGAACAAGAUCCAGGGUCAUGCUUUGAUAUCUUCUGACAGCAAAAUGGAAAAUUGCAGCAACCUUGGAAAGACACUGGACAGCGAGAGUGACAAAGAACAUCUGAACCGUUAAAAACGUAAAAGAAACAGUGCUAUACUACAACUUUGAACCAUAAGUAGGGCUUUUAGGAGCUUUUCCAUCGUCCAAACAGGAGAAUGUAUGUCAAUGUAACGGUACAGUAUUUUCAGCGGCGCUCUAUUAACCAUUUAUGAGGGCUUCUGACCACUCUCAGAUAUAGGACGAAAUACAUAUGCUUUCCAUUCCCCCGCUGACAUCAAUAAGAUCUGACAUUUCCAUCCAACACCAGCCAGACGAUUGUUCAAGGAUCCCGAUGUAGCAGGUUUAGCCUCAGGUGGAGCUUCAAGGCACACAUGCUCUUUGUGAGAGGGCACUGAACUCCUGCACACAGCAGCUGAACGUCGGCUAUUGACACCCAUCAGGCUCACUGGUAUUCAGUGCAGCCGUAUAGAAUAAGAUCUGGAUGUCUUUUUCUUUUAAUGAGAAAACAGUGGACCGAAGACCACUGGAACAUCAUGAACUCAAAAUCUACUUCAGUUAAAAUAAGGGAAAGGGAUCUUUUAUGUUUGAACAAGCACAUGCUAUGGAGAAGACAGCCAGCUGUCCUUGCAUGAACUGCAGGCAAAUGUUAAAUGCUUUCUAUGAGAACUUUUUAGUUGCCGUUCCGCUGCAGUUCUCCGAUUAAUUUGUCUACUAUCAGUUUUAGAUGCUUCUUACGUUAUAUUUCUCUCCUCAUUUGUCUAUUACCAUUUUACGGAAAGGUUAACAGGUCUUCUCGAGCAUUUACUGUGCAAAUCUGUAGAUCCAGGUUUCUUUUUAGCCGUUUGGAGGCUCGGUAGAAGUUUUAUUUCGAAUAUGAAUGUAUUUACCAACAAUAAACAGAGAAAAUGAC
Labeo rohita (rohu) is the source of this 2728-nucleotide messenger RNA. It is a transcript of the gene znf800b, whose product is annotated as zinc finger protein 800b. The record is from RefSeq and is a predicted model, not a curated record. Bases 230 to 1804 code for a protein of 524 amino acids. The transcript is spliced from 6 exons. NCBI's taxonomy places the organism in Eukaryota, Metazoa, Chordata, Actinopteri, Cypriniformes, Cyprinidae.